GUCAUGUGAUCUGUCAGGCGGCCGCGAGGACGAGGAAGCGAUCGAAAACAACGCUGCGCGGCUGAAGGGCGCGUGACAUGCGCGCGCGCGGCGGAAGGGGCACUCGACCCGGGAGCGACCGUCGAGCGGCGCCCUGCUGAGAUGGACGUGCGGACACUCGCGCCGCUGCGCGCGCUGCUGGCCCUCGCGUGCCUCUGUGCUCCGUACUUCCGCGGCGGGGAGGGUCUCGUCCACGCGCUCAGUCUGAACGGGAAGUGGGCGCUGCGCAACUCCAACGGCUCGCUGCGGAUGAGCGCGCGCGUUCCCGGCUGCGUGCACACGGCACUGCGCGAAAACGCGCUCAUACAGGACCCCUACUACCGCUUCAACGACCGGGCCUACCGCUGGAUCGCGCUGGACAACUGGACGUACGCGGUCACUUUCUCCGUCCCACCAGAGAUCAGGCGGAAGCGGAGCGUGCGUCUGGUGUUUGACGGAGUGGACACCGUGUCCACCGUCUCCGUCAACGAUGCCGUCGUGGGGACGACGGACAACAUGUUCCGUCGAUACGACUUUGACGUGAGCCGAGCGCUGAAGGGGGACGGCAACGUGUUGACCGUGAGCCUGGCAUCCGCGGUCGAGUACGCGGCGCGGCGCAGCCGAGCCCACCGCUCCUACAAGGUGCCCCCCGAGUGCCCCCCAGCCGUGCAGAAGGGAGAGUGCCACGUCAACUUCAUCCGCAAGGCGCAGAGCUCGUUCAGCUGGGACUGGGGGCCGUCCUUCCCCACCCUGGGCAUCUGGAGGGACGUUCGGCUGGAGGCGUUCGACGCGCUGCGCCUGCUCUACUUGGCCCCCACGGCCCACUACGACCCAGACCUCUCGCGGUGGCGUCUGCGGGUGGAUCUGAUCGUCGAAGCCCUGGAGGCGGCCGUGGGACACGUCACCCUCCUCCUCCCUGAACUGUCCACGCGGCGAACUGUCCAGGUGUCCUUCCGGCCCGGACGCAACAGGAAUACGUUCGUCCUCGGUGUCAACAAGAGUGCCGGCGUGGACCUGUGGUGGCCCAAUGGACACGGCGAGCAGAGCCGCUACGAGCUGAGCCUGCAGGUGGCGCUGGACGGCGGACUUGCUGUCGAAACUCGCGUCCCGGUCUACUUCCGCACGGUAGAGCUGGUCCAGGAGCCCAUUGCUGGAUCACCAGGCCUGAGCUUCUACUUCAGAGUCAACGGGGUGCCCGUCUUCCUCAAGGGCUCCAACUGGAUCCCAGCCCACUCCUUUCAGGACCAGGUCACCCCUGAAACGCUGCGGAACCUGCUCCAGUCGGCAGCGGACGCCAACAUGAACACCCUGCGGGUGUGGGGCGGGGGCGUCUACGAACAGGACCUCUUCUACAGCAUGUGCGACGACCUGGGAAUCAUGAUCUGGCAGGACUUCAUGUUCGCCUGCGCUCUGUACCCCACGGAGUCGGACUUCAUGGAUACGGUCGGGGAGGAAGUCGCUCAUCAGGUGAGGAGGCUCAAGUCCCACCCGUCCAUAAUCGUGUGGAGCGGCAACAACGAGAACGAGGCAGCCAUCGCAAGCAACUGGUUCGGGAUCCCUUCGUCAGAACGGCUGAGGUACCUGAAGGACUACGUCUCGCUCUACGUGAACCUCAUCGGUGACGUGGUGAAGAAGGAAGACCAGAGUCGACCUUUCCUGACCUCCAGCCCUACAAAUGGGGUCGAGUCGGAACGCGAGGGCUGGGUGGCGUCCAACCCCUACGACACCCACUAUGGGGACGUCCACUUCUACAGCUACCUCACCGACUGCUGGGACUGGAAGGGCUUCCCCCGCAGCCGCUUCGCUUCUGAGUACGGCUUCCAGUCGUGGCCGUCCUUCUCCACCUUGCAGAAGGUCUCGGCACCGGAGGACUGGAGCUACUCCAGCAACUUCAGCACACACCGGCAGCACCACUUGCGGGGCAACGAUGAGAUGCUCCUGCAGGCGGCGCUGCACUUCCUCGCACCCAACUCCACCGAUCCUCUGCAGGCCUACAGAGACACCCUGUACCUCACACAGGUGAUGCAAGCAGAGUGCGUGAAAGCUCAAACGGAGUUCUACCGCCGAAGUCGGAGUGACAUCGUCGAGGGCCAGGGCCACACCAUGGGCGCCCUCUACUGGCAGCUCAAUGACAUCUGGCAGGGCCCCUCUUGGUCCUCUAUUGAGUUCGGGGGCAAGUGGAAGAUGCUGCACUACUUUGCCCAGGACUUCUUUGCCCCUGUGCUGCCUGUUGGAUUCUUGGACGAGGGAACCCUGCUCAUCUACGCCGUGUCGGACCUGAGCGGCGACCUUACGCUCCGCGUGGUGCUCACAGUGUACCGCUGGAGCAGCUUGGAGCCCAUCUGCACGGCGUCCUCCGCAGCAGCGCCGGUGAGCGGUGGCAGCGCCCAGCUUCUGUACAAACGGCACGUGGAGGAGCUGCUGGGAGGCUGCGGUAACUGCACCGCGUUCACCUGCCUGCUCACCUUCCACCUGGAGGAGGCCGCAGGGGGCCGGCAGCGGGGCCCCGCAAACCGCCUCUUCCUGAGCUCCCUCAGCGAGGCACAGGGGCUGCAGAAGCCUAGAAUCACGACUCAAGUGCAGCAGGAUGGAGAUGCGUUCGCAGUGACUAUCCGCACGUCUGCCGUCGCCCCCUUCCUGUGGCUCGACGUGGGCGACGUUCCGGGGCGUUUUGACUCCAACGGCUUCCUCAUGGUCUCCGAGAGCAGGAGCGCGCGCUUCUACCCCUGGGCUCCGACGAGUGCGGCCGAGGUGUCGCGAGCGCUGCGGGUCACCACGCUCAGGGACUUGUACUGAGGGCGGAGCCAGACUCCCGCAGGGGGUCCCCUCCUGCGCUCUUAUGUCAGUUAUUCCCACAAUGUGCCGAUUUUGCAGCACGCUUGUCGGUGAAAUUAGACAACUGUGAUGUGAUUUUGUUCAACCGCAGAAGUAUGAAUGCAGUCUUGGAGCUGGGAAUAAAGUGCUGCAAGUAAAAACAUUUAAUGUUUCAGCUUUUUAUUAUAAAAGUAUGACAGUGCAUGCGCAAUCAUCGCAGUUAUAAAAACCCUGAAAUAAAGUAUGAAGCAUACCGCCCCCCCCUCCAACACCAGGGCUGCUGUACUGGGACCUAAAUGCCCCCUUGAAGCCCAAGUGAUGCAGGAAGGCAAGUAUUCAUUUUUUACUGGACUCUGUUCCAAACAGUCCUUCACAAUAAAUAUUCAUAAGUGGCAAUAACAAUAUGCUGCAUAGUUUCAGGACAGGCACUUGUACACUUGCAUAUGCCACAGAGAAAGCAUUAGAGGGGGUGGUACAUGAAACAUCUAUAGCGCUAGAGACCACUCUCUACACCACCAGUUAUUGCCGCUGCGUCACCAUAAUAGCGGUUCCCCCCCCCCCCCCC
This is a messenger RNA of Scleropages formosus (Asian bonytongue), 3397 nucleotides long. It is a transcript of the gene manba, whose product is annotated as mannosidase, beta A, lysosomal. Gene Ontology annotation, biological process: carbohydrate metabolic process; glycoprotein catabolic process. The transcript has 17 exons. Gene Ontology annotation, molecular function: beta-mannosidase activity. The record is from RefSeq and is a predicted model, not a curated record. Lineage: Eukaryota; Metazoa; Chordata; Actinopteri; Osteoglossiformes; Osteoglossidae. The coding region runs from base 142 to 2814 and encodes 890 amino acids.